UUUCAGGGAUACGGAAUGACUGAGGCAGGGCCGGUGCUGUCCAUGUCCCUAGGAUUUGCAAAGCAACCGUUCCCCACAAAGUCAGGUUCAUGUGGUACUGUUGUGAGAAAUGCUGAGCUCAUGGUUCUUGACCCUGAAACUGGUUGUUCUCUUGGCUAUAAUCAACCCGGUGAAAUUUGCAUCCGAGGCCAACAGAUCAUGAAAGGAUAUUUGAACGAUGAGAAGGCCACAGCCACAACAAUCGAUGCGGAAGGUUGGCUUCACACCGGUGAUGUUGGUUACAUUGAUGAUGAUGAUGAGAUUUUCAUAGUUGACAGGGUGAAGGAACUCAUCAAAUUCAAAGGCUUCCAAGUGCCCCCAGCUGAACUCGAAGGCCUUCUCGUAAGCCAUCCCUCAAUUGCAGAUGCAGCUGUCGUCCCACAAAAGGAUGCUGCUGCUGGUGAAGUUCCCGUUGCCUUUGUUGUGAGAUCAAAUGGGUUUGAUCUAACUGAAGAGGCUGUAAAGGAGUUCAUAUCCAAACAGGUGGUGUUUUAUAAAAGACUGCACAAGGUUUACUUUGUUCAUGCAAUUCCCAAGUCUCCAUCAGGAAAGAUAUUGAGGAAAGACCUCAGAGCAAAGCUAGAAAAUGGAAAUCAGAAGCCAUAGAGGCUAGAAGCCCACAUUUUUUUUUGCUCUCUUUGUGGCAAUAAAUCUUCAUCAUUUAUUUAUUUAUAUUCUAGAUCUCAUCGUAAUAUAUGUAUUGAGGCUUCACGGCACAAAGCCAAUCCGAGAAGUCAUUGUAUUGUAGUUGCACAUACUCCUUCAUUGUAAUUUUUUGUCCAUUAAUUGCUUGAGCUUCUCUAUGUCCAUUGGACUUGUAAUGUGAAGUGAUUUGAGAUCACUAAAUUAUUAUCAAA
Lotus japonicus is the source of this 896-nucleotide messenger RNA. RefSeq names its product 4-coumarate--CoA ligase 2-like. The record is from RefSeq and is a predicted model, not a curated record. Gene Ontology annotation, molecular function: 4-coumarate-CoA ligase activity. Bases 16 to 645 code for a protein of 209 amino acids. The transcript is spliced from 5 exons. Lineage: Eukaryota; Viridiplantae; Streptophyta; Magnoliopsida; Fabales; Fabaceae.